Nilaparvata lugens (brown planthopper) is the source of this 369-nucleotide messenger RNA. RefSeq lists its product as uncharacterized. NCBI's taxonomy places the organism in Eukaryota, Metazoa, Arthropoda, Insecta, Hemiptera, Delphacidae. The annotation marks the transcript as partial. The transcript has 3 exons. The record is from RefSeq and is a predicted model, not a curated record.
UUCGGUGAUGACUCUGACACGAGGUGGAUGGCUUGAUUAGGUGCUGUCCUCGGUGGAUGGGAGAUACGUGCGGUCGGCGGUCCGGGCUGCUCUUCCACUCGGCGGGCAACGUCCUUGGACUCCUGGUGUCCAGCGCGCGGUGGUACGAGCUGUCCCUCUAUGCCACGAAUGAUGUCCUCAGCUUGGCGGAUGAUGUCGACUGGUUCCUCUCGGCGUUCUGCGGGGUGCGGCGCGACUUCAAUCCUGACAUUCUCGGAGGGCGUCCAUAUCCAGUGCGGGAGUGGGCGUAUGGCGAACGGUUAUCUUCUGGUUUUUUAUCCGAGCGACAGUACGAGAGAUGGGGUUCCUGUUUCUGGGGCGUCGUCGUCC